CUCGCUCACAGUGACGUGCGCCCGGUCAGCGCAGAGUCACAAAACAAACUUACCCCGCUCAUUGGAGCUAACACUUGAAUAGCACAGAAGCUAUAUCAGAAAUGGCGACGGCAAUUUACUUGGAGCAUUACCUUGACAGCAUUGAAAACCUGCCAUGUGAACUACAAAGAAACUUCACUUUGAUGCGAGAUCUUGACAAUAGGACAGAAGAAAAAAAGGCAGAGAUUGAUAAAUUGGCCGAAGAAUAUAUUUUGAAUGUGAAGAAUCUAGCAUCAGAGCAGCGAGUGGAUCACCUUCAGAAGAUACAAAAUGCCUACAGCAAAUGCAAAGAGUUUAGUGAUGACAAAGUCCAGCUAGCAAUGCAGACCUAUGAAAUGGUGGACAAACACAUUCGCCGUUUAGAUGCAGAUCUUGCAAGAUUCGAGAAUGAACUUAAGGAGAAACUUGAAGUCAGUGGCUAUGAGAGUGCAGAAGGAAGAGGCUUGAAAAAGGCAGAAUCCAGGGGGCUACGGGAAAAACGUGGCUCUAGAGGAAGAGGGAGGAAAGGCUCUGAUGAAGAUUCACCAAGAAAGAAAAAGAUGAAAAGCCCAGACCUGAGUGAAGCCCUCCUGCCCAUGCAACCCUCAGAUGUCCUGGACAUGCCAGUUGAUCCCAAUGAGCCCACCUAUUGUCUGUGCCAUCAGGUGUCAUAUGGAGAGAUGAUUGGAUGCGAUAAUCCUGAUUGUCCAAUUGAGUGGUUUCAUUUUGCAUGUGUCGAUUUAACCACAAAACCCAAAGGAAAAUGGUUUUGUCCAAGAUGCACUCAAGACAGAAAGAAGAAAUAGGAUGUAGAUUUUUAUAUUAUCUGUAGCUUUGUGUAACACAUAGGAAUAUGUAUAUUUCAGUUAAAACAUUUCUCAAUGAAAAACAAAAUGAUAAUGCUUUGCUAUAAGGUCAAAUCCAGAUUUGAAUUACACUUUAGGCACUGUUUUAUCCUAUGGCUUGGCAUGUGAAUAGUCCAGGUCAGCUGCAGGAUUUGUAAAUUGAAUUGAAGGUAGCACAACAGUUCAAAAAUUAUGGAUUUAGGCUUUAGAAAACUUGAAUUCAGUUUUACAGAGAACUAUAUUUUUAAGGAAUUAAAAGCCUGCUGAGCAUUUACCUUUUCUUUAAAAAAAAAAAAAGAUUCUAAUUGUUAAUGGUGGCAAAAAAGUUGCAAUCGCUUUUCUUUUUCUGUUACCUACCUCUUUUGUAUAUUAUGUUUUAAGAGGCAUAUCAGCACUGCGUAAAUGACUGCAAUUGACACUGGUUAAAAAAAGUAAAUCAAAAUGUGUAUAUUCAAUCAUAUGAUUUUUCCUUUAUUUGCGACAUUUUUGAAUGUAUUGUGGUACUAAUGGUCAGUCGCACAGUGUCUUUGUCUGAUGUAAAGGGUUUAUAAGCACUUUGAAUGAAAUUUUCAUAAUGUUUGGUAUGCAGGCUUUUUAUAUUAUGUUGUGUUGUUUAAGCCUAUUCUUUUAUUCAUAACUUCAAACAUAUUGAAACAGUAUAUUUUAUACAAUAUAAACUAAUAUUUUGUGGAA
This is a messenger RNA of Periophthalmus magnuspinnatus, 1556 nucleotides long. RefSeq names its product inhibitor of growth family, member 5a (gene ing5a). The coding region runs from base 102 to 824 and encodes 240 amino acids. The record is from RefSeq and is a predicted model, not a curated record. Gene Ontology annotation, biological process: regulation of DNA-templated transcription. The transcript has 8 exons. Gene Ontology annotation, cellular component: nucleus. NCBI's taxonomy places the organism in Eukaryota, Metazoa, Chordata, Actinopteri, Gobiiformes, Gobiidae.